AGUGUCGAUGUGACGUCACUUGAUGAAGUCUCUUGUUUCAGCCCAGGCCCCGGCACAAUCUAUAUACAUAUUUAGCCUAUUUAAAAAAACGUAUACGUAUAUAUCGAUAUAUGUAUGUGUAAAAAAGACGUCUGCCAAAGUAUUUGAUUCUGCUUGCUUUAUCCGCAGACGUCCACGGGGUUUCUUGUCUUCAGAGACGCGGCGUUCGAACAGCUGACCAGAAAAAGGCCGAGACAACUGCAAGGAAAAUAAAGUCCGCGGAUCAAAGUCGAAAACAACACGUUUAUUGACUUGACUUAAGACUCCCGAACAACCAGAAGGAAACCUUAACCCGAAUCAACGAUCCCAAGAUCUAAAAAGAAUCUAAAAAGUUAAACCGCUUCAAGAAAAGAAAAAGUCAACGAAAUCCUUGUCUAAUAUUAUUGAUGAGUUUUGGGGAAAUGGACAUCACCAAGUAUUUGUUGCGCAUUGGUUUCAACCAUCCCACCGAACCGACCUUAGAGGGGCUGCGGUCGCUCCACAGCUUCCAUCUGCUGGCGGUACCCUUCGAGAACCUCACGCUGCACUGCGGGGGGCGGCUGAGUCCCGACCUCCACGCUGUCUACGACAAGAUUGUAAACCAGCGUCGGGGAGGCUUAUGCUAUGAGAACAACGGCCUCUUCUCUUGGUUGCUCUCCAAACUGGGCUUCGAGGUCACCAUCCUCUCAGGCCAGGUGAAGAACGCGAUCACCGGCUGUUACGGACCCCCCUUUGACCACCUGAUCUCCAUGGUUAGUCUGAAGGGUCGGCGUUGGCUGUGUGACGUCGGCUUUGGGAGUGCAGGUUUCAGCGUGCCCCUCUCAUUGGACGCCUGGGGUGAGCCCCAGACAACGGGCCAGCGGGUGUACCGGGUCAGGGAGGAGGGCGACCAACGCUUUCUGGAGUGGCGCGGGGAACCUGGUCAGGUGACGGACGGAGAGUGGAAGGGGAUCUAUAAAUUCACUCUGGAGCCUCGCAUGAGAGACAACUUUACCGCGAUGUGCGAUUAUCACCAGAGCUCCCCCUCUUCCAUCUUCUUCUGCAAGUCUGUUUGUACACUUCUGAAACCUGACGGAAGACUGACCUUAGUGGGGCGCACGUUGACCACCACCACCUUCCGCACAGAUGAGAGGGCCUCAAGACCAGCGGGCGGACGCUCACCGAUGAAGAGAUUCCUGUUGUUCUGGUAAAGAUGUUUGGAGUUGUGUUGCCGUCUCCCCUCAUCACGAAGGACGAGGACGUAUUAACCCCCUCGGUCGAGUACUGACCGGUGGUCCAGAAAUACAUAUUCAAUUACAUUACAAAGGCAGAGAUAAAUUCUCGGGUUGAUUUAAUAAAUUAAUAUACAACACUUUAAGAUGUACAAUGGUCAUCGCAGUAAUUUUCAUAUUCUUUUCUUUUUUAAGACAACAAAGUUUGUGUUCAAAGUAUUUACACAUGUACAAUUCUCAGGCAGGACUUUCCAAAGCAAGGCGGGUACAUCGACACAGAUACUGGGAUCAACACAAGUCCUGCACCAUUCCCGUCUCGCUCUCCCUUGCCUACAAAAUCUAAAUCUUGGCAUCAAGUAUCUCGCACGUCAUGGGGAAUCAGCCAAUCAGCGACCUCUAGGGCCGUCCAGCAGAAUGAUUGA
Molecule: messenger RNA, 1651 nt
Organism: Gadus macrocephalus (Pacific cod)
Lineage: Eukaryota; Metazoa; Chordata; Actinopteri; Gadiformes; Gadidae
Product: arylamine N-acetyltransferase 2-like
Exons: 1
Coding region: 426-1208 (260 amino acids)
Molecular function (GO): acetyltransferase activity
Source: RefSeq, a predicted model, not a curated record